AUGAGGGAAAAGAGUGGCAGCAGUUGGACGAGACUUCGGUGUCAACUACACGCGUUAUUGUCCUUUUUGGUGCAAGUUGUGCUCUCGCCCACCCCCGCCGAAAUGAGUGCAGAUGUCGCUCGUGCUCCGCGAAUUGUUUCGUCGUUGGCACUACGCACUAUUCGCCCAAGCAAGCGAGCUCCGCAAAUUCGCAAACCACUAAAACGCGACGAUAAGGAUCUUCCCAUCCCGCAUGUCAACAUUACCGUUCGCGAUACGCACGCGUGCCGUCUCGCCGAGCACUACUACACCACCGUCCAGGACAAUCUUAUGUAUAUGACAUACAAGCACGAGCCAAUCCGCAAGCCAAUCCGCCAAAUUCGCCCAAAGUACGAUCCCGACGACCCCUACGUCAAGUUUCGCAACAACCCGCCGGUUGGCGGUAACCAAUACUUCAAGCAGCCUUUACCGCCGGUCACACCGAACAACGUCGUCGAGCUAAAACGUAUACAGCUGCACACGAUGAUCAAGGAGGCCUUGAACAACAAGGCGAGUCUCCUUGGUCCCAUCAUAGCAUUCCGCGCUUUGUCGGGCGAGUCAGACCAUUCCGGGAACCAACGGUCAGCGGAGGGCGUGCAGAUCACGAAGGGAAAGAGGAACGUCGGUGGAUGGGUUCGACCGGGGCAACCGAUUGGCGUGAAGGUUGACAUGGUCGGCCCGAAGAUGUACGACUUCCUGGGCAUCCUCGUCGAGUUUGUCUUCCCUCGGCUGCGCGAGUUCCCCGGAAUCCUCAUGCCAGGCUCUGCAUCACCGUUGAACACGCCUAGCGCCGCACAAGGCAUUGUGUCGUUCGGUCUGCCCCCAGAGGCGUUGUCUCUGUUCCCCCAGAUCGACGUCAACUUCGACGCUUAUCCCAAGACAUUCGGCAUGCACGUACACUUCGUCACCGACGCAACUGGUGUUGGUGCGCAAAAUAGAGCAAGAGCACUGCUAUCGGGCUUCCAGGUCCCUUUCGCACGUAGAUGAUUGGUGGACGAUUUGGUUUUGCUGUCAAAUGUAGCUCUAUCCAUUGCUCAGUCUAAAACGUUUCUCCCUAGCCGCUGGCUCUGGUAGAUCUCUUGUCUGAGUGCGAAUCUUGUGGCAUUUGAAUGGUGCGUAGUACAUACCAUAUCCCGGUGAAGGAACAGCUACUGGUUCCAGUUGAAUGGACG
Molecule: messenger RNA, 1190 nt
Organism: Laetiporus sulphureus 93-53
Lineage: Eukaryota; Fungi; Basidiomycota; Agaricomycetes; Polyporales; Laetiporaceae
Product: mitochondrial 50S ribosomal protein L5
Exons: 4
Coding region: 1-1005 (334 amino acids)
Biological process (GO): translation
Cellular component (GO): ribosome; cytosolic large ribosomal subunit
Molecular function (GO): RNA binding; structural constituent of ribosome
Source: RefSeq, a predicted model, not a curated record